AUGGCGAAGCAAGUUGUUUCGGAAGACGAACAGGAGCGAGUUUUCCGGAUACUUCUUGCAGAGCAGGAAAACGGACGCUGCGCAGAGUGCUUUUGCCCUGGACCGCGCUGGGCGUCCGUAAACUUGGGCGUCUUUCUCUGCAUCCAGUGCAGUGGCUUCCACCGAAAGCUUGGUGUCCACGUUUCUCAAGUCCGUUCGAUCAACCUGGACCGCUGGACGUCCGAGCAACUUGAGAACAUGAAGCGUAUCGGUAACCGACGCGCAGCAGCGAUAUGGGAGGCACAGCUGCCAACCGACUUUGAACGUCCUUCACCGGGCGAUAUUGGUCGCAUGCAAGAGUUUAUCUGGAACAAGUACGUCGAAAAGCUAUAUUAUCGUGAGCCAAGUCAAUAUUUUGAGAACGAGGGGCAUUCGGUCUCGCGGGAUGCCUCGGCCGCAACAGCGUCCACGGUUUCUCCCGCGGUAACUUUGCAAAACUCCAGACAAAGCUCUAUGGGUGCAUGCGAGCGUUCGAAGCACGUUCCGGUUGAAAACAACUGGUUCAAUGCUCUUUUUGCGCCGUCAAGCGAGCGUGGUAACAGCCACGAGCAUGCGCAUGGUCCCGUGGCUGGUGCAGAGAAUCACGAACAUCUCCAACGGAAACGCCACAUCCUUGCUAUGUACGCACAGCGCAACAAUUCAGAGGCUUCCAGCGAUCGACUCGACACGUCGCCGAAAACGUAA
This is a messenger RNA of Cyanidioschyzon merolae strain 10D, 723 nucleotides long. RefSeq lists its product as hypothetical. The record is from RefSeq and is a predicted model, not a curated record. NCBI's taxonomy places the organism in Eukaryota, Rhodophyta, Bangiophyceae, Cyanidiales, Cyanidiaceae. Bases 1 to 723 code for a protein of 240 amino acids. Gene Ontology annotation, molecular function: GTPase activator activity. The transcript has a single exon.